Molecule: messenger RNA, 2713 nt
Organism: Anoplophora glabripennis (Asian longhorned beetle)
Lineage: Eukaryota; Metazoa; Arthropoda; Insecta; Coleoptera; Cerambycidae
Product: nucleolar transcription factor 1-A-like
Exons: 9
Coding region: 313-2607 (764 amino acids)
Source: RefSeq, a predicted model, not a curated record
UGUAAUUGCUGUAGCUAACUUCUAUGACAGUUUGGCAAAUGCAAAUGGCAAAUGGCUGUUUUCGUGAAUUAGUUGUAAUUGUGUAUGCAGAAUGUAUAGAAAUAUAAGUAAAUAUAUAUUCAUAUAAUGAAUGCUAGUUUAUAUAUUUACAGGAAGAAAUUCAUGCAGCUGUUCUUGUAGGUACUGUUAAUAGAUAAAUUUGUUAUUGUUUACUGUUUUUAAAAAGGAACACUUAAUAUUUGAAAGGAAUCUGAUUCAUUUCUAUAAAACCUCAUAGUUAAUCUGUGUCCACUUUUAAUAUAUAUAUGUACGAUGAGUACCAAAAGGAGUAGAAAGAAUGUUAUAGACACUACAAUGAAUAAUAACUAUAAAAAAUCAAAGAAUGCAGGUACUACAGAUGGUGAUUCUUAUAAUAACGUAAAUAUUAAAAACAGAGAAAAAGCGACUAUAUCUUCUAAUAACAGAAAAUUAGAAGUUGGAAAUAAAAGAAAAUUAUCAGAUAGCGAUGUUUCUCCAUCCAAGGAAAUGAAGAAAAGGGGGAAAAUAUUCACAAAUUCAAAUAUUGCAGAGGGUGUAGAUCUGCCUUCUGAACCUUCCGAUAACUUUAAUUUUCAUAAGGAAUUAAAGAAAAGUAAAAAGAAAAACAAGGUACCUCUAAAUAAUGAAGAAAACAUGAAUAAAAACAGUUCAGAUAUAUUGGAGCCAUUUGUACAGAAAAUGGGUAAGAAAAAAAAAUCUGGUAAGGAUAAAAUUUCUGUGGAUCAUGUAAACACUUUAGUUCAAAAACAGGACAUUUUAUCUUCGAAGGUAGAAGUUGGCUCCAAAAAUUGUGAUGAAAUGAAUGUUCAGUUGAAUAUUAAUAACUUUGAAAAUGAAAAUGUUCAAAAUGAACAGUAUAUCGCAAAUGGUAGAAUGGAAGAUUUAGAAGAUAACCAGUCUGAUUUAAAUGAAACUGAAUUAUUUCCAGAAUUAGUAAACAAAGCGGAAAAUUCAGAGAUACCGAAAACUAAGGAAGUUAUUAAUUGGCCUGAAGAAGAUCUAAAGAUGUUAGUUGAAAGAAUGGAAACUUGUAUUCCAGAACAUGAUACACUAGCUUUUGGAACAAGAGUAGAAAAAUUGGAAUGGGAUACUAUCGCCUUUAAAGAAUACUCAGUUGAAGAUUGUAAGAAAACGUGGUUCUUACUGCAGAAAAAAAUACGUAGGUUUCGUUUAUUGAAAGAAGUUUUAGCAGAUGCAAAAGAAUGGAUAAGUGCACCUAAAAGUAAAAAGAAGAAAACCUCUAGACACCCAGAUAUGCCCAGAAAACCUCUCACUGCUUAUUUCAUAUAUUAUAUGCAGAAAAAGGAUUCCCUUAAUAAAACUCAUGCAGGUUUAGAUGCGACAGAAAUAUCAAAAAUGUUAGGACAAGAAUUUAAAAACCUACCUCCAGAAAAAAGAUUAAAAUACGAAAAUUUAGCUGCCAAGAAAAAAAAGGAAUACGAGAAAAAAUUAGAAGAAUUCUAUCAGUCACAUCCAGAUGUUCCCCGGAUUGUCAAAGUGCAAAAAAUAAGACCGGCAAGGAAACCAAAAUCUCCGAAAUUGCCUAAACCAGUUAAAGAAAAGCCUCAAAAAAUUCCAAAAGAAAGAAUACCUAAAAGGCCUCCUCCUCCAUUCCACUAUUAUUAUUUGUCAGAGUUGGAGAAUCAGAAAGAAGUUGACGAUAGAUUAGCUUUUAAAGAAUUAUGUAAAGAACGUUGGAAACAACUACCUGAUGAAAAAAAGGUUGUCUGGAUUAAUAACGCUGAAAUUGAAUAUGCUAAAUAUGAGGAAGCACUUACAAAGUACCGUCAAAGUCAUCCUGAUAGCAUACAAAAUACUCAUAAGCCAAUACUGACCAAAGAGGAAAUCCAAAUAAAAGAUCGAGUAGCUGGAAAACCAAGUAAACCACCAGGAUCAGCAUAUAACUUAUAUGCUAGAAUAUUAUUGCAAAGUGAGGAGAUAAAAAGUGUCCCCAUUAGAGAUCGACUCAAUUUUGUUUCAAAUCGGUGGAAAAAUUGUCCUGAGCACCAAAAGAAGCAGUAUAAGGAUCUUUCGGCAACGUUAAACGAAAAGUACAAAAUAGAUUAUGCCUCAUACUUAGAAACUCUUCCAGAACCGGAAAGGAAAUUGGAACUUCAGAAGAACUUACCAAAACGACGAAAAUCUGAAUGUUUGGAUGCAGAAAAAAAGGAAAAGGUUAUCAAAAAGAAAUCAGAAAAGAAACCUACCAUAACAAAACUUGUGGAACCUGAACAACCUCCCAUUUCUGCGUUUAAAUACUUUACAACUUUGUAUGAUGGAGAAGAGCCAGCUUUGCAAGCCUGGAAAGCCUUGACACUGGAACAGAAGAAGGUAUAUGAAGACGAAUUAGUUAAAAAAAAGCAAGCUUAUAUUGUAGAUUUUGAAAAUUUUUUGAAAAGUUUGACUAAAGAAGAACUUGAAGCAUUCUCUAACUCAAGAAGAAAAAUUAAAAAAGAGGAACCUGAAGAUGACGAUGAUGAAGAGGGUUCCGGAACAGGUUCAGGAACAGAUGAAUCAGGGACGGAAGAGUCAGGAGCUGAGUCACAUGGAGAAGAUUCUGUUGAUUAAUACAAAUAUAGUGUGCCAGAUACCGUUACGUUUGAAAUGUGUAAUUUCAAUUUUUUUUUGUACAGAAAUUUUCGUACUUUUGUUUAAUAAAUAGAAUUUAAUAGUA